This is a messenger RNA of Ficedula albicollis (Collared flycatcher), 2982 nucleotides long. It is a transcript of the gene PDIA5, whose product is annotated as protein disulfide isomerase family A member 5. Lineage: Eukaryota; Metazoa; Chordata; Aves; Passeriformes; Muscicapidae. The record is from RefSeq and is a predicted model, not a curated record. Gene Ontology annotation, cellular component: endoplasmic reticulum. Gene Ontology annotation, biological process: protein folding. Bases 1 to 1578 code for a protein of 525 amino acids. The transcript has 17 exons. Gene Ontology annotation, molecular function: protein disulfide isomerase activity.
AUGAUUCCCUCUGUGUUGCAGGUAGCCCUGCAGUGUGGCAGCAGUGCCUUGCCUCUGGCAUUCUUGCCAGUGUUUGUGUACUCACUGAAGUUGUCUCCACUCAUAGAAAAAAUAAGUGAUCACAAGGAUUUUAAGAAGCUUCUCAGGACACGGAAUAACGUACUAGUGCUCUAUUCCAAAUCUGCCGCUGCUGCUGAAAGCUCACUCAGAUUACUGUCCAGCGUGGCCCAGGAGGUGAAAGGACGAGGUACUAUAAGCUGGAUAGAUUGUGGUGAUACUGAAAGCCGAAAAUUAUGCAAGAAGAUGAAGGUAGAUCCUAAUUCAAAGGAGAAGGGAGUGGAUUUACUCCAUUAUAAGGACGGUGCAUUUCACACUGCAUAUAACAGAGCGGUUACAUUGAAGUCUAUGGUGGCCUUUCUCAAGGAUCCAGAAGGUGCUCCAUUGUGGGAGGAAGAUCCUGAAGCCAAAGAUAUUGUGCAUGUCGACAGUGAAAAGGAAUUGAGAAGGCUUCUUAAGAAGGAAGACAAGCCCCUGCUGAUGAUGUUCUAUGCCCCAUGGUGUGGUGUUUGUAAGAGAAUGAUGCCAUCUUAUCAGCAGGCAGCCACAGAACUCAAGGGUAAAUAUGUUCUUGCGGGGAUGAAUGUUUACUCUGCUGAAUUUGAAAGGAUAAAGGAAGAAUUCAACGUCCGGGGAUAUCCUACAAUCUGCUAUUUUGAGAAAGGAAAGUUCCUGUUCAACUUUGAGAACUUUGGUGCUACCGCAGCAGAUAUCGCAGAGUGGCUGAAAAACCCACAGGCACCUCAGCCACAGGCUCCAGAGACUCCCUGGGCAGAUGAAGAAAAUGUAGUUUAUCACCUGACCGAUGAGGACUUCGACAAGUUUAUAAAAGAUCAUUCAUCUGUGCUAGUGAUGUUCCAUGCACCAUGGUGUGGGCACUGUAAGAAAAUGAAGCCUGAAUAUGAGAAGGCUGCAGAGUUUCUCCAUGUAACCAGUGAUAGUCCGGGUGUCCUUGCAGCAGUCGAUGCCACCGUCAACAAGGCACUGGCAGAAAGAUACCACAUCUCAGGGUUUCCUACUUUGAAGUACUUUAAAGAUGGAGAGGAGAAAUACACUCUGCCACACCUCAGAACGAAGAAGAAGAUCAUUGACUGGCUUCAAAAUCCCGAAGCACCACCUCCACCUGAGCCUGCGUGGGAAGAGAAACAGACCAGUGUUAUCCAUCUUGCUGGAGAAGACUUCAGGGAGUCCUUGAAGAAGAAGAAGCACACCCUUGUCAUGUUCUAUGCACCAUGGUGUCCUCACUGUAAAAAUGCCAUUCCACAUUUCACAACUGCUGCUGAAGUCUUUAAAGAGGAUCGCAAGAUCGCCUACGCUGCAGUGGACUGUGCCAAAGGACAGAAUCAUGACCUGUGUAAGCAGGAGGGGGUCGAUGGCUACCCCACCUUCAACUAUUACAACUACGGGAAAUUUGUGGAAAAAUAUACUGGAGAUCGAGGGGAGUCUGGAUUCACCACUUUCAUGCGAACCCUGAGAGAAAGAGAUCAUGAAAGAGUAGGAAAGAAGAAGGAUGAAUUGUAGUUUCUGCCUCAAAAGAAGCUUUCCGCUGCACUGUGAAUGGUUCCAGGUCUUUUGUUGAUGCACCUGAGACUUCACAUAUUCUCAAGACAGAGACUUUUUUUAUAAACAGCCAUGGCCAUUUUGUACAAUUUUGAAAUAAAGUGAAACCACUUGAUUUUUAAAAGGAAAAUAAAUUAGAAUGUUGCCAUAAUGUUUUAAAGAAAACUUAGCAUUUUCUCUCAUGUUGGGAGACUAUGCCCACUGACACUCCUAUGCAAUAUUUUUGUAGUCUGUAGUGUGUCUGUAGGUGAUGUUGUUUGUUAGGGUGAAAUUUUUGUUCCGGUAUUGCAGUACAUGUAAAAAAAAGGGGGCGGAGGGGAUACGGUUUGGUUUGGGUUUGUUAUGUUUUGUUAUGUUUUAAAUCAGUGCAGGAAAAUGGGAUUUAUAAGGCACAGAUUUAUUCAAAUGAAGUUUUACAUUCUUGUGAAAUAGUUACGUGUUCUUGACUGAGAUUUGGGGGAACAAUUUUAAGGUGCUCAGGGAUAAAUAAGGUAUCUGAGUUAAUGAAGACAUUAACAUUGACCAGUCUAGAUCUGUUAAUUUCAUUUAAACCUCUCUGGUCUUUAAAUCUGAACUGUUUACAUACCUUUAUAAAACAUAUUGAGUGAAUUAAGCCAUGCAUUAAAAAUCAGCAGAGCAUGGGUGAAAUCAGACUAAACCCUCCUUCCUUGGCAUCAAUAUUGUCAAUGUAUCUGUAAGUUAUGGCAGGAAUGACUAUCUUAUAGGGGCACAUGGUUACUCUUAUAGGGUACACAGUUUCCCCUCAAGUUAUGAUUGGGUGAUAUCAAAUAUGUCUUGUAAAGUGUUAUGUUCAACUGUUUUGAGAAAUGCAUAAUACUAAAUGCAUAAUACUUCUGGUAAUGCAGUAAUUGUGUGUAUUACCUGUUCACAUUCCAAAAGUUUAUCUGCAUUUGUAGGAGGGAUUUUUCCUUUUUGCUCCCUAAAGAGUUGCACAAUCUCUCUCUGACAGUCAUCACUGUAAAACCUGUAUCAGCAGCAGUUGAAAUGUGUUACACUUUUGAUGCUUCAACAAAAAAAAAGUUGAUCUGGAGGUACUUCUGUCUUCACAGGAGGGGAGAGGGAGGGGCAGGAAGUUGUGAUUCACUUUGAACUAAAAAUAAAUUUUAAAAAGGACAAGUAUUUUUAUCAUUAAUGAGCCUUGUUCAGCUUCUUCCCCACUGAGUGAAUGACCACAGCUGGUGGUGGCUUAGGAAGAGCAGGCACACGUGGGGUGAGUUCCCACUGCCCGUGGCUGGGACCUCCCAGCCUUGGGAGUGCUGGGCAGCACUGCAGGUGUGUGGUGCUGUGAGGGUCAAACUCCCUCUGCCCUGGCAUUCCAGGGGGCACAGAACAGCUUCUCACAGC